AUGUUUGGGGUUUUUAUUUUACUGGACAACCUACCGCGACCAGGCCUUAUGGGAGCACUACGUCACAUAUUUACGCGAAUGCAUGCUGGGAGACAUAUCAUACAAUGCAAACGCUACCUAUAUUCGGCCCUACCAUCGCCUGUCAAUAAUCGAAGACCCAGAACUCGACGGCAUGUCGACCUGGAAUGUCAUGCUGCGGUUCCAAUUUUGGGCUGGAGGUCUAUUUCAAAGUGCCGACCCUGA
Messenger RNA from Colletotrichum lupini, 243 nucleotides. RefSeq lists its product as uncharacterized. Lineage: Eukaryota; Fungi; Ascomycota; Sordariomycetes; Glomerellales; Glomerellaceae. The transcript has a single exon. The record is from RefSeq and is a predicted model, not a curated record. The coding region runs from base 1 to 243 and encodes 80 amino acids.